Molecule: messenger RNA, 563 nt
Organism: Hibiscus syriacus
Lineage: Eukaryota; Viridiplantae; Streptophyta; Magnoliopsida; Malvales; Malvaceae
Product: mucin-5AC-like
Exons: 2
Coding region: 92-439 (115 amino acids)
Source: RefSeq, a predicted model, not a curated record
UCAUAUUCACAAAAAUAAAUAAAUAAAUAAAUAAAUAAAUUCUUUACUUUUCUCUUUGCUUUUUUCACCAAGACCAAAGAACAAACAAAAAAUGGCAAAGAUUGCUUUGGUCGUUGUGUUGGUCUCGAUGAUGAGCAUUCUCUCGGUCCAUUCCGUCGCUGAUGACGCUGCGACUUCAACUACACCGGCAACAGGCACAGCAGUUCCGGUUACACCGGCGACAGGCGCAGCAGAGGCUAAGGGAGCCGCUGCACCAGCUGCUGACGCUCCAUCUGCAGACAAGAAGGACUCAACAUGGACCGACUGGGCCAAGGACAAACUCAACGACAUUGAGAACUUGUUCUCUUCAUCCGGAUCAGGAUCAGGAUCAGCACCGGCACCAGUACCUGCAACCGCAACUCCGGCAGAAACCACAACUCCAGCCGCAGGAAAAGCUUGAGCCGGGAGCUGUCACGACAGAUGGGAUAUUAUGCAAUAAAAUAGCAAAGCAUAUCAAUGUAAUAAAUUGAAAGUAUUCCAAUCGGCUAUUGUCCAAUAAUGAGGAUGUUCGGAUUGGAGAAUCA